AUGGAAGGGAACGACCCCGUGACAGAAGUCGGGACAACCGCGACCGAGGCCAAGUCGCACAAGCGGGCUAGGAGGGAGACGAGCUUGGUUGAGAAGCUACAACUGAUCCAUCGAGCGGACUCGGGCAGCGUGAGCCAGCGCAAGUUGGCCAAGGACUUUAACAUUGGCCUCGGCACCGUGAACAACAUCUUGAAGAAGAAGGCGAAUACGUUGCUGGAAGCACACGAAGGUGCGCCGCGCGAAACCAAGGUCCGAAAGAAGCCUCGCCACGAAGUGGUGGAUCAGCUGGUCUUUGAAUGGUUGAAGUGUGUGAAAGGACCUCACCUGACGGGCAACAUGGUCAAGGACAAGGCGCUGGAACUGGCCAAGCGGAUGCCGAACACCGACCACUUCAAGGCGUCCAACGGGUGGCUCGAAUCGUUUUGCAAACGCCACGACAUCUCGUUUCGCAAACUGCGGAAAGAAUCGUCGUCCGCCGCCACCACGGUGCCCACCCUCGACGCGAUGGUGCCCGACAGCGGCUUUGACGAAUGGACCCAAUGGUUUGGGUCUAUGAGCAGCGUCUUGGGGCUGUACGCAGCCGACGAUAUUUACAGCUGCAGCGAAACACAAUUGCUGUACCAGACCCUUCCAGACACGGCCGCGCGACUACUGAAGGAUCUGAAGACGCACAACUUGUCUCUUCAUGAAGACACCGAGGUGGCGACGUUGUUGCUGUGCUGCAACAUGUCUGGUUCGCACAAGCUGCCGCCACUGGUUGUAGGCUGCGACCAUCCGUCCACGUUGUGCCAGCCGCAGGACGACGUCGGGUUCAAGCGGGCGCCGCAAGCGUGGAUGACCGCAGAUAUCUUUCACGAGUGGCUACUGGCACUCGACUUGUCCUUGAAGCGAAAGGUGCUGCUCAUCCUGCCCAGCACCCCUUGCCACUCGUCCGACUUGGACUUGGAACAUGUCUCGCUAAGGGUAUGUCCGUCGUUCUUGCCGUCGCAGCUGAGUCCGCUGCUGCAAGGCGUGGUGGGGCACUUCAAAGACGCGUACAGGGGCCUGCUCCUCCGACAUGUGCUCGCGAUGGCCCACUUGAAGAAGGACGCGCUGACCGUGACCGUCGAUAGCCACCGACUGCACGCUUGGAUCGUCGCGGCGUGGGCGACAGUCACCGCUACCCACUGCCAGCACAGCUUUGGCCGGCAGUCGGCGGCUCUUUCGGCGCCCAGCACGGAGCUUCAGUCGCUCUUGGCGCUGUUCCACGUGCUGUUUCCAGUGUCUGACCCGUCGCUGCUGCUGUCGUCGGUCGAGUAUGUUAACUUUGACGACCACUUGCCGACGCAGCUCAUGUUUACAGAAGACUUUCUCGCCCGAGACGUUCGAGAGCCCACGACUGACCUCUCAGACGCGAAAGCGUAUACCCACCUGGAAGAGUUGCGUGAGUUUGCCAUAACCAAACAACUACCGGCGUUGGUGACGAGCGUGAGUCAAGCUAUUUUGGCCUUAGAACAGCGCACCACGGACAAUCUCAUUCAGUCCAUCGGACUCGCACAGACAUCGUACACAUGGGACGAUCAUGACGGUUAGUGGGGUUGCUCACAGUAAGCAGACUUGGAAGUAGGGGUGCCGGUAGUCAUAGUUGAGUUGGGAUAGGGUGAAAACAGGGGUACCGUAAUGCACAAUAUGGUUA
Messenger RNA from Aphanomyces astaci, 1675 nucleotides. RefSeq lists its product as hypothetical. The record is from RefSeq and is a predicted model, not a curated record. Gene Ontology annotation, molecular function: DNA binding. NCBI's taxonomy places the organism in Eukaryota, Oomycota, Saprolegniomycetes, Saprolegniales, Verrucalvaceae. Gene Ontology annotation, cellular component: nucleus. The transcript is spliced from 2 exons. The coding region runs from base 1 to 1572 and encodes 523 amino acids.